GCUCUCUGUGUCCUGUGUGCUCCGGGCACCUCAGAGGGGCAAGCAAGAUGGAUGUGAUGGGGGGGCCUCUGUCCGGCUACACACGGGCACCGUAAGCAUUUCUGAACACGAUUGACACAUCCAUCACCUCAUGGCAGCUUCCAACAAAACCUCUACUGGUCCUUCAAUGUUCAUCCUAACGGGCAUCCCUGGCCUGGAAACUGCCCAUGCCUGGAUUUCCAUCCCUUUUGCUACCUUCUACGUUAUCAGCCUGUUGGGAAAUUUCACAGUUCUCUUUGUUGUGACAAAAGAGCAGACCCUGCACAAGCCGAUGUACCUGCUGCUCUGCAUGCUGGCGCUCACGGAUAUCACCAUCUCUACCGCCGUUGUGCCAAAGGCCCUGGAUAUAUUCUGGUUGAAUUUGAAAGGCAUUACUAUGGCUGGCUGCCUCACUCAAACAUUCUUCCUUCACACGGUUUCUAUGAUUCAUUCAGCCGUCCUCUUGAUCAUGGCCUUCGAUCGCUACAUGGCCAUAUGUAAACCUCUGAGAUACACCGCUAUCCUCACCAACACACGAAUAGCCAAACUCGGGCUAGUGGGUUUGAUAAGAGCUAUUCUCUUCGUUCUGCCUACGCCCCUACUCCUGAGCCGGCUGCCAUUCUGUGACAACUACAUUAUUCCCCACACAUUCUGCGAGCACAUAGCAAUAGCAAAGAUCUCCUGUGGGGACACCACAAUGUACAGAACAUAUAGCUUGGUAAUACCAUUUAUGGUCAUUGGGAUAGACGUGACACUUAUUGUCCUGUCUUAUGGUCUGAUUAUCAGGGCUGUCCUCAGAAUCUCCUCCAAGGAGUCUCACCAGAAAGCCCUCAGCACCUGCACAGCCCACAUCUGGGUCAUGUUGACAUCUUAUGCGUCCAGUCUCUUCUCCAACCUUACACACCGGUAUGGUCAGGGUAUUGCUCCCCACGUUCACAUCAUCCUGGCCAACCUCUAUGUUCUCCUUCCCCCCAUGCUCAACCCGAUCAUUUACGGGGUCAAAACCAAAGAGCUUCGUGACAAAACGGGCCAAUACAUCUACAGAAUGUGCUCUCCUGGGGCCAAUGACUUUUAACCUAUGAGACAGGUUGGGGUAUCUCCUCAUUAAUGAAGGACGCUAUUUCCCAGUCUGGCUAAGAUCAGCAUUGUGGAAGUUCACAGUCCAGGAAGGUCCUCACAUCUCCUGUCCUAUCACUCCAUCACCAAGCACAGCUUUCUGUCACGGCGUUCCCUCACUUGACUACUCCUGAUCUAUUUCAGUGUCACCUGUCAGAUCCCAAGCCCCACACAUCUUGCCCCUCCUGCUUUCCUUGACUUCCAGACCAUCAGAAAACACUACAGCAUUCUGACCCAAGGUGAUUUUCUAUUAGACCCUGUGUGAAGAAUGUUCUCUCUCUGUUCGACAAACUCAAGCUUUCCUUUCAGAAAGGGAAAGGCAAACAAAGAAGCUAGAAUGCUAAAGUUCGUUAUUACAACUAUAGUGAUCCAAUGAACUAAAUGUACCUGAUUUAUCUACACCCAAUCCUUCAGGAAUCCUGGAUGAUAAACCAUAGACUUCCUUUGAAAAGUGCUAAUACAGACAUGUUAUUGAAGGAAUAAAGAGCAUUCCACUAGAGACUGUUCAUGACAUUUAUGAAACUCAAGUAUCAGAGGGGUAGCCGUGUUAGUCUGAAUCUGGAAAAGCGGCGA
Molecule: messenger RNA, 1707 nt
Organism: Pelodiscus sinensis (Chinese soft-shelled turtle)
Lineage: Eukaryota; Metazoa; Chordata; Testudines; Trionychidae
Source: RefSeq, a predicted model, not a curated record